This is a messenger RNA of Drosophila nasuta, 671 nucleotides long. RefSeq names its product larval cuticle protein 2-like. The coding region runs from base 99 to 563 and encodes 154 amino acids. Gene Ontology annotation, cellular component: chitin-based extracellular matrix. NCBI's taxonomy places the organism in Eukaryota, Metazoa, Arthropoda, Insecta, Diptera, Drosophilidae. Gene Ontology annotation, molecular function: structural constituent of chitin-based larval cuticle. The transcript has 2 exons. The record is from RefSeq and is a predicted model, not a curated record.
GUCCAAACACAGAGUUGACUGUAUAAAAGCCACAGCACGAAAAGUGUUCGACAUCAGUCAUCGUUUGCUCUCAACGUUCUCUAACUGCACAACCAAAAAUGUUCAAGGCUUUGAUCUUCGUCGCCCUUUUCGGCAUCGCUUUCUCCUCACCACUUUCGAACAGUGCUCUUCGCUCCUUGGGUGGAUCAAUUGGUGCUAGGAAAGUGGUCCCAAAAGUGGUCGAUGUCGCCCAUGUUGCCGUCUCCCAUGCCAGUGGCGAUGAUGUGCACGCCGAGACCUUGAACCGUUCCGAUGAUGUCCGCGCCGAUGGCUUCAGCACCGUCUUAGAGACAAGCAACCACAUCAGUGAGUCAAGGAACGGUGAUGUGCAUGGCAACAUCCACGGUGAUUAUGGCUGGAUCUCACCCGAAGGCGAGCACAUCCAGCUCACCUAUGUGGCUGAUGAGAACGGUUACCAGCCAAGUGGUGCCCAUCUGCCAACUCCACCCCCAAUCCCAGUGGAGAUCCAGAGGGCUCUUGAAUGGAUCGCAUCUCAUCCCCCAGCAGAGACCUAUGAUCAUUAAACAUUGAUUGAUCCCUUUGAAUGGACUUGGACUUAUCUUUGGAAUAACGAUGGUGAAGAAUAGUUUUUAAGUCUUUCGAGAAUAAACUCAAAUUGCAAACUCUUUAAA